CUCAAUACAAAUAUGUUUGCUUUGUGGUAUUUGACAUUCGCUGUAGAUGAAAUACGCAAACGUUUGGCUUGGCUAUUUGGUGGUACUAAGAAGCCCGUAGCACCUGCGAUAGAAAAUAAACCCGCGCCUGCAGUAGCACCAGUUCCAACUCCCAAACCAGCACCACCAGCAGUUGUAAAACCAACUCCAGCUCCCGCGCCUGUUGUCACAAAGCCCGAGCCGCCCAAGAAAGCGUCUGAGCCACCGAAGCCUGCACAACCAGCGCCAGCAACAACACCAGCUCCUGUACAACCAGCAGCAGCUCCUGUACAACCAACACCAGCUCCAGUAACUACACCUGUUGCAGUUAAAAGCGCAGCUGACAAGAUGCCAAUUCCCUUGCCCAAAUCGUUGACCGAAUCAAAUGGCAAUGGCACUGCCAGCAAUGGCAAUGGCGUUGCACUUGAUGGUCUGGAUCAAAAGCUGUAUGAUGCGCAGCCCAACAAGCUAAUGAAGGUGGAUACCGAGCAGCUAAAGGAUGCUAGCAAUGACUUCAUCAAAGGCGAGGCCAAUGCCUUUGUGCAGUCCAUCAAGGAGGCGCAGCAGGCGGGCGCACGCAAACAAGACACCAUGGUUGACGCUGCUGUUCUCGCUAAACUGGAGGAGGGUUAUGCCAAGUUGGCUGCCUCCGACUCCAAGUCGCUGUUGAAGAAGUACCUGACCAAGGAGGUCUUCGACAACCUAAAGAACAAGAUGACUCCCACUUUCAAGUCAACCUUGUUGGAUGUGAUCCAGUCUGGUCUGGAGAAUCACGAUUCCGGUGUGGGCAUCUAUGCUCCCGAUGCUGAGUCCUACACAGUCUUCGCCGAUCUGUUCGAUCCCAUCAUUGAGGACUACCAUGGUGGCUUCAAGAAGACCGACAAGCACCCUGCUUCCCAGUUCGGUGAUGUCGCCACCUUCGGCAAUGUCGAUCCCACCAACGAGUAUGUGAUCUCGACUCGUGUGCGUUGCGGUCGCUCCAUGCAGGGCUAUCCCUUCAACCCUUGCUUGACUGAGGCCCAGUACAAGGAGAUGGAGGGCAAGGUCAGCACCACUCUGUCCGGUCUGGAGGGUGAGCUCAAGGGCAAGUUCUAUCCAUUGACUGGCAUGGAGAAGACUGUGCAGCAGCAGCUGAUCGACGAUCACUUCCUGUUCAAGGAGGGCGAUCGCUUCCUGCAGGCUGCCAACGCUUGCCGCUACUGGCCCUCCGGCCGUGGCAUCUACCACAACGACAACAAGACCUUCCUGGUCUGGUGCAAUGAGGAGGAUCAUCUGCGCAUCAUCUCCAUGCAGAUGGGUGGUGAUCUCGGCGAGGUCUACCGUCGUCUGGUCGGUGCCGUCAACGAGAUUGAGAAGCGUGUGCCCUUCAGCCACGAUGAUCGUCUCGGCUUCUUGACCUUCUGCCCCACCAAUCUGGGCACCACCAUCCGUGCCUCCGUGCACAUCAAGGUGCCCAAGCUGGCCUCCAACAAGGCCAAGCUCGAGGAGGUUGCCGCCAAGUACAAUCUGCAAGUGCGCGGCACUCGCGGCGAGCACACCGAAGCCGAGGGCGGUGUCUAUGACAUCUCCAACAAGCGUCGCAUGGGUCUCACCGAAUUCGAUGCCGUCAAGGAGAUGUACGAUGGCAUCACCGAGCUCAUCAAGCUCGAGAAGAGCUUGUAAGCUGUUACUUCGCAGCAGUUUUAAAGUCAUUGGAGCCCAA
Molecule: messenger RNA, 1720 nt
Organism: Drosophila busckii
Lineage: Eukaryota; Metazoa; Arthropoda; Insecta; Diptera; Drosophilidae
Product: arginine kinase
Exons: 3
Coding region: 13-1680 (555 amino acids)
Biological process (GO): phosphocreatine biosynthetic process
Molecular function (GO): creatine kinase activity
Source: RefSeq, a predicted model, not a curated record